CUCCUAGUAUAUUGUUUCUCUUGGGCAACAAAUAUUGAGAUUUCAUUUGGUUCCCAUAAAACAUGAUAGAAUAACGAUCUGAUGUACGAGUGAUGAUAGGCAUUUUACAGAUAUUUCUGUCAUUCUUUCUGAGACCCAAAUAGAGCUUAAUUAGUGUCCAAGAGAGCAAAACUCAUGAUAUAAGCACUUUUACUUGUAGAUAGAUGAGCAGAGUUUAACUCGAAAUGGUAUCCCUAAAAGUAGCUACAGUGCUACACUAACCUCCUCUUUCCUUCAGCUUGAGGAAGACAAGGUUCCAAUUUCAAGUGUAGCAGUAUCCUUGUUAGAGACUAUUUCAGAGAUCAUAGCAUCAGUGGAAGAAGCAGAAAACCAGAACUUAGUAAAAAUCGGGAGCUAUUUUUACCGGGUUUCUGCAGUUGUAAUGGAGUUACAGAACUCCUCAACCGAUGCAGCAAAUAUUUUCCAGUCUCUAUCCAAAACCAUUGAUUUGGCUAAAGAACUUGUCUCAAGAUGCCAAAAGCGUGCCGAAGUAAGGAGCGCUAUAGAGCAGCUUGAGGGGGUGAUAAAACACAUAGGAGAAGACCUAGGUUCAAUACCACCAUCAACGUAUGGAAACCAAGAAUCGCUGGAAAUUGCAGUUACCUCCCUUUCAAAGGAGAUGAAAAGUGUUCACAUUAAAGUUACUCAAAUAAGUCAAACUCAACUACCAGAGAAGAACGAACUUGAACCCCAAACUGAAACAGAUCUCUACUCCAUCAGUUCUGAAGAUUACAUAGAGAGUGUGCAGUCAUCUGGUAUUGCACGUCUCAAUCAGGUUGAACAAUUUGGAAGCAUAAAUAGAAAAGGCAAAUGGAGCCAAAGGCAUGGAAGCUCCAGAUCCUCGACAAACUUUCCACAAGUGACUCAGUACAUGGAACCUCAGUAUGAGACUUUCUUCUGUCCCUUGACGAAAAGCAUUAUGGAUGACCCAGUCACCAUAGAAAGUGGGGUAACUUAUGAGAGGAAAGCGAUUACUGAGUGGUAUGAAAAGUUUGAAAGUCCAGUUGAUGCUGUUUGCCCCCAAACAGGACAGAAGCUAGAGAAGAGAGCUUCGAGCACUAAUACAGCACUGAAGGCCACAAUAGAGGAGUGGAAAGAAAGAAAUGAAAUGGCAAGAAUCAAGGUUGAUAGGGCAGCUCUGUCACAGGCUAGUUCAGAGAGUAUGGUCUUUGAAGCACUUAAGGAUUUACAGAUCAUCUGUCACAAGAAGCAUAACAAUAAAUUACUGAUUCGAAGCAUGGAUAUGUUGCCAUUGAUAGGGAAGUUCCUGGAGUAUAAAGACAGAAAUGUGAGAUGUGCAACACUUGAAUUACUACUCCUACUGGCUGAAGAUGAUGACGAGGGCAAGGAGAUGGUGGCAAUGUCAGUUAACAUGCCAAUCAUAAUCAGGAUGCUGUCAAAUAAUCACCAACCAGUAAAGCACACAUCACUGCUACUCUUGCUUGAGCUUUCAAGAUCCCAAUCUUUGUGCGAGAAAAUAGGAUCUGUUACUGGAGGAAUCCUCAUUCUAAUAGCAAUGAAGUACAGAGAGACUUCUGAUGCCUUUGCUUCAGAUAAAGCAGAUGAAAUCUUAAGGAACUUGGAGGGAUCUCCAGAUAACAUCAAGCGCAUGGCAGAUAAUGGCCUCAUGGAACCCCUUCUGAAUCAUCUUAUUGAAGGUAGUGAAGAGAUAAAGAUGGAGAUGGCAAGCUACCUUGGGGAAAUUUCUCUAGGGGAUGACAGUCAAAUCCAAGUGGCUGAAAGGGCUUCUCCUUCUCUAAUCAAAAUGGUGCAAGAUGGAAAUUCGCUGACCACGAAAGCGGCAUUCAAAGCUCUAAAGAAGAUUUCUUCUCACUACCCAAAUAGCAAGGUACUAGUUGAAGCUGGAAUGGUAGAAGUCAUGACUGAAGAGUUGUUCACUAGGAAAAUCUACAAUGAGCAAAUGAACUCAAAGAAGGAAGCUGCCGCAAUACUUGCAAAUGUACUUGAGUCUGGCCUAGACCUAGAGUCCAUUCAAGUAAACUUGCGUGGCCACACAAUAGCUUCAGAUUACAUUGUGUACAACAUCAUCUACUUGCUCAAGAAGUCCACCCUGGAUGAACUCAACAUCAAUCUCAUCAGGGCACUCUUAUGUUUAACCAAGUCCCAAGAAGUAUCAGCUACAAUCGUCUCUGUGGUUAAAGAGACCGAAGCGAGCUACAACCUGAUGGAACUGAUCAAUAACGCAAAUGAAGAACUUGAAGUUUCAGCAGUUAAACUGCUCAUAAAACUCUCACCGUACAUAGGUCAUACCUUAGUAGAGAGAUUAUGCAAAACCAGAGGCCAACCUGAGAGCCUAAUCCAAAGUCCAACUGAAACAACCCGAAUAACAGAGAAGCAAGCAGUUUCAACAAAUUUCCUUGCAAAUCUCCCUCACAAAAGCCUUACACUCAACUUGGCUCUUCUCAACAAAAACCUUGUCCCUGCAGUCCUGGAAAUAAUAAUUCAAAUGCAACGAAGUGGAGUAAGAACAAGCAGGUAUGCAAAUUAUUACUUUGAAGGACUAGUGGGUAUACUUGUCAGAUUCACAGCUACGCUAUACGACCAUCAGGUAUUACUUCUUGCAAGAAACAACAACUUCACAUCAUUAUUCACAGAAUUGCUCACAAAAACAUCAAGUGAUGAAGUUCAGAUGUUAUCAGCAAUUGGGUUGGAGAAUCUCUCCACACAAUCCAUUAGCCUGUCAAAGCCACCAAAAGUAAAGAAACCAAAUUACAUUAAAUGGUCCUUUUUACCAAAAUGUGGAUCAUCUGUUUCAUCAAAGCAUAAAAGCACACCAUUAUGCCCAGUUCACAGAGGGGCAUGCUCUUCACAAGAUACCUUCUGUUUGCUGGAUGCAAAUGCAGUUGAGAGGCUUUCAGCAUGUUUGGACCAUGAGAAUGUUGAAGUUGUUAGGGCAGCUUUAUCAGCUAUAUGUACAUUGCUGGAUAACAAUGUUGAUGUAGAAAAGAGUGUGAACAUUUUGAACGGAUUAAAUACAAUUCAGUUUGUGUUGAAUGCGGUCAGGGAGCACAAACACAAAGAUCUGUUGCAGAAAUCAUUUUGGGUGAUUGAGAGGUUUUUGAUGCAGGGUGGGGAAAGAACUGUUUCAGAUAUAUCACAAGAUGGGUCACUUCAUGCUGCAUUGGUCAGUGCUUUCCAUCAUGGGGAUGGAAGCACAAGGCAGAUGGCUGAGAACAUCUUGGGGUACUUGAACAAGAUGCCAAAUUCCAGUACCAACUAUGCCACGGGAAGCACAAGGCAGAUGGCUGUCAUUAUGUUGUAGCAAUACAAUUGAUAGCAGUACAAGUGAUCAAUGUUUUCCACAGACUUGCCCUAACUUAUUUACUUUCGGUUAUAACAUUUUUUUGCUAAUUGCCAGAUCAUGGAUGUAAAUGCAGUGUUGGCUUACUCAAAUUUCUUUGAUUGAAAACACAGACAUAAACAAAUGAUGUGCACCAUACGUUAAAUUUCAGUUCAAGUAAAUAACGUUUUGGUCGUGUAAAACUUUGGAGCCUGUUUAGUUUAAAAAAAAACUCAAUUCAAGUAAAUAACAGUAUCUCUUUUUAUUUUUAUUGGCAAUUAGAUAACAUUAUCUUCCAAGAGUCCCUGUUAACUAACAGUAUACAAGAUUACUAAAUAAGUUAAAUAACAGUAAAACCAACUAUGCCAAGAGGACUUUGGCCCAACGGCAUUAGGGGUGCACUUAGGUGCAAGAAGAAAGGAGGUUCGGAGUUCAACUCCUCUUCUAAGGUGCUAAUGUAACUAUUCUAACAAUACUGACUUCUGCUGAUCCAAAAAAAACAACUAUCCAGAAACUUCUAUAAUUAGGUUGCUGUUGACUAAAUCCACAACUCUCAUCAAGAAGAUACCAUCAACAACAACAACAACAACAAUAACAGAACCCAUCUAGUCCCCAAUCGUUGGGGGUAUGGGUCGGCGAUGAUUGGAGACAGCCUAACCUUCGGCAAUAUAUGUACAAAGUGGUUGC
Molecule: messenger RNA, 4027 nt
Organism: Rhododendron vialii
Lineage: Eukaryota; Viridiplantae; Streptophyta; Magnoliopsida; Ericales; Ericaceae
Product: putative U-box domain-containing protein 42
Exons: 3
Coding region: 422-3322 (966 amino acids)
Biological process (GO): protein ubiquitination
Molecular function (GO): ubiquitin-protein transferase activity; protein binding
Source: RefSeq, a predicted model, not a curated record